AUGUCUCCAACAAUUCUCACAAAUGGCCGCUUCGUCGGCGACGAUGACUCGUAUCGAGAGUGCAUGAUCGUCGAGGGAUCUAAAAUCGCCUACAUCGGAUCCGAAGACGACAAAACAGUCCAAGACGCAAAAUCUCGAGGCGUAGAAAUUCUGGAUCUUGAUAAUCGCGUUGUCCUUCCUGGAUUCAUCGACAGCCAUGUCCAUCUUCUCUUCUUCGGUCUGUCACAGCAAAAACUCGACCUUGGAGGAUGCAAAUCCCUAAAAGAGAUUCGACAGAGGAUAACAGACUUUGCUGCUGCCAACCCAGACCUACCUAGAAUUCUAUGCAGAGGAUGGCUUCAAUCUGCGACAGAUGGAGUUGCUCUUGCGAGUAUGAUUGAUGAUAUUGACCCACGGCCUAUCUUCAUCGAUUCAAAUGAUCUUCACUCCGCGUGGUGCAAUACAGCUGCUUUAAAAGAACUCCCUAUUGAUGAGAUCAAGGCAAAAUGCCCGGAACAUCUCACGUGCGAUAAGGACGGCAACCCGACUGGACUAUUGGCAGAAUGGGCUGUCACAGCAUUUAUAUGGCCCUUUCUGAUCCAGUCACUCUCAAUGGACGAUAAGCUUGAAGCUUUAGAACGAGCAGUUCAGGCUUAUUCAGCGGAGGGCUACACUGGGGUUAUCGACAUGGCGAUGGAUGCAGUAGCUUGGGAAGCGUUACAGACGUUACGGGAGAGGAAGGGCAUCAAUCUUCACAUCGCAGCUCACUGGUUCGUUCCCUACGAAGCAGACGAGAAGGUGCUCCAUGAGAAGAUCCAAGAAGCUAUCGACAUGCACAGCAAAUUCCAUCCUUCGAAAUCACCAGAAUUCUGCAUCGUCGGCGUCAAACUCAUGUGCGAUGGUGUAGUCGACGGCUGCACAGCCGCAUUGUCAUAUCCUUACGGUGAAUCAACCGAUCUGGUUCAACCCCUUUGGCCCGGCGAAGCAAUGAACCGCGUUCUGUCACAAAUCACAAAAGCCGGAAUGCAAUGUGCCAUCCAUGCUAUCGGCGACGUAGCAGUCUCCCAAGCCAUCUCCGCCAUCGCAAGCACCAACAAUCCCACCGCGCGCCACCGCAUCGAACAUCUCGAGAUGGCCACCCCCGAAGACGCCCUCCGUCUCGGUAGUCUCGGUAUCACCGCCUCGGUGCAACCCGUGCACAGCGACCCCGCCAUUCUAGAAGGCUACGAAAAGCUCGUCAAGCCAUCUGCGUGGAAACACUGCUUCCCUUAUAAAGAAUGUAUCGACGGGCACGCAAACGUGGCUAUUGGUACUGACGCACCUACGGCGCGACACCUGCCGUUCCCGAAUUUGUAUAAUGCUACGACGAGAAAGUCGGCGCUGGAGCCGGAGAGGGAGACGGUUACGAACGGGGAGAGUGCGUUGACGCUGGAGCAGGCUGUGAGGGGCGCGACGUAUGGGGCUGCGUAUUCGAGGUUUGCGGAGGGUUGGACGGGGAGGUUGGAGACGGGGUUGAGGGCGGAUUUUAUGGUGUUGCCGGGGGUUGUGAAGGUGGAUGGAUUGUUGGAGAUGAAGGUUGAUGAGACGUGGUUUGGGGGUGAGAGGGUUUAUAAGAAGUAG
Messenger RNA from Fusarium mangiferae, 1599 nucleotides. RefSeq lists its product as uncharacterized. The record is from RefSeq and is a predicted model, not a curated record. NCBI's taxonomy places the organism in Eukaryota, Fungi, Ascomycota, Sordariomycetes, Hypocreales, Nectriaceae. Gene Ontology annotation, molecular function: hydrolase activity, acting on carbon-nitrogen (but not peptide) bonds. The transcript has a single exon. Bases 1 to 1599 code for a protein of 532 amino acids.